AUGUCUGCUAGCAUCAAUAUCACCGACACCAUAAAAUGGACGUUUUCCAAUACGUUUCCGUUACCGUAUAGAGCAUUGAUGGUUUUGGUGAUUGGCAUAUGGAGUUGGGGACUUAAUUUACACAUUCUUUCAUUAUAUUCAAUAGAUGCUUCAGCAGUAUUAGUGAUAUUUUCAGGAUUUGGUUCAGAAGUUUAUUUUUCAGAUGUUAUAAUGGCAGAUAUUUUAACAAGUUUUGCCAAGGUUUUAGGAGAUUUAUAUGUUACCGGAUGUAUUUUAUUAUUUUACGAUAUUGAGCAAAGUGGAGCUUCUGGUAAUCGAUGUUACAGUUAUAUAGUUGCUCCUAUGUUAACUAGACAAUGCUUAACAGAAUAUAUUGGAUCAGAUUUUAAUAAUAAACAUCAUUUAUUUAAUGCAAUUAAAUAUUGUUCAGCAUUUCCAGUAAUAAUAUUUUCAGCUUUACAAAAAUUGUAUAAAUAUGAAGCACUAACUGAAUCAUCAAUAAUAUGGCUUCCUCCGCCAGUGUUACUUAAAUUAUGGGUAUUAUCGGUUGCAUUUAAUUCAAUUUAUUCAUUUUAUUGGGAUGUAGCAAAAGAUUGGAAUUUAGAAUUUUUCACACCAACACAUCCAAAAUCAUAUAUACCAAGUUUUAAAUUAAGGCAAAAUUUAAUAUUUAAAGACCCAGGCGGCGUUUUCCUAAUGGAGGUUUUAGAAGUUUUGAGACGUUGUCUAUGGAUAUUUUUCAGAUUUGAAAAUGCAUGGAUUGAAAAAUUUGUAAUAGGGGAAAAAGGAGGAGGGGCAGGAAUUUAUGGACCGUUAAAUUCAGCCGCUAAAACUAGUAUGAUAGAAUUAAAUAGUUUUGACGAAGAUGAUAUUAAUAAUAAAGAGUCAAGAGACGAGGAAAUAUUAGAAUAA
Entrophospora candida is the source of this 912-nucleotide messenger RNA. The record is from the annotation of a GenBank genome assembly. Lineage: Eukaryota; Fungi; Glomeromycota; Glomeromycetes; Entrophosporales; Entrophosporaceae.